Molecule: messenger RNA, 735 nt
Organism: Klebsormidium nitens
Lineage: Eukaryota; Viridiplantae; Streptophyta; Klebsormidiophyceae; Klebsormidiales; Klebsormidiaceae
Source: the annotation of a GenBank genome assembly
AUGUAUCCAAGGAGGCUGGUCUACACUCAAGUGGACGCCACUCAAUGGGUCGUCGGAGGCAUCUGCAUUGAUUUUACAGCACGACUGGGAAGACCGGUCUCGAAAUCGGAAUUGAAGGCUCACCGGAUUGAAGCGUCCCCCAGGCACCAAUACGGCCGCCGCACGGGCCCGGUCGACCGCGCAACCCGCCCCGGUCGCUUCCACGGAGGCAGGCCUUCUUCUUUCCGGGACCGAUCGACGGGGCGCUUACGUCAUGCUGACGAGGAGCGUUCCGAGGUCCGAGUGAUCGACGGACGUGAGCGGCGCACGGGGGAGGUGCACGUGGCGGUCACGCAGCUCAAGAGGGCGGUCGCGGCAAUUGGGGAAGGGGCCGAAAAAGUUGGCCUUGGAAAACAGUUUGUGGCGCAGGCAAAGGCGACGUGGGAACUGGUCCGGAUUGAAGCUGCUUCGAGUACCUCUUCAACGAGAACAUGCGGAUCUGGGGCCGGGUGACGCCCAUUCUGCUUCUUGGGGGACACGUGUCGAGCAUGUGGUCCAAGCCACAGGAAGCCUUCAACUGAAGACACGUGGCCUUGAGGACGCCCUAACUGGCGCAGUUCGUUACACCUGUUCGUUUUCCAGGGGACGGGGCUACAAUACUCCUGCCGUUCAAAACUCCUGACGUCCAGCAAAACAGCCAAGAAAAGACGAAAUUGCUAUGUUUGAUUACAGUUUGUGUAUGUAAAAGCCAUAAGC